Pistacia vera is the source of this 855-nucleotide messenger RNA. RefSeq lists its product as uncharacterized. NCBI's taxonomy places the organism in Eukaryota, Viridiplantae, Streptophyta, Magnoliopsida, Sapindales, Anacardiaceae. The transcript is spliced from 3 exons. The record is from RefSeq and is a predicted model, not a curated record. The coding region runs from base 1 to 855 and encodes 284 amino acids.
AUGUCUUGCGUCUCUUAUCUUGUGUUCUUCUUUAUCUCUCAUCUUUUACUUGUUUCGUUGGCUCGAGAAGAAAAGGGCUUCCGGCCAAAAUGUCAUUUUUUGCAUUGUGGAGACCUUGGCCUUCUGCCAUUCCCCUUCUACAAUGGAACAUAUCCUGAAUGUGGAUUCUUGAGAGUAGAUCACUGCAGAGAGAAAGUUAAACGUAUUCGAUUGGGAAAAGAUGGGCCAAUAUUUUAUGUUUCAACUAUCACGGAAGAUGAUACGGAUACGGAUACGGAUACGGAUACUCAUACUCUUACGCUUCAAGAUCGACCUGGAUUGGAAAAGCCUCCUUUCUACAACGCUAGCUGUGUUGAAUCCUUGAGAAAUUUUACCAUUCCUAGGCCUCCUUUUAUGUCUUUUGAAGUAUUACAACCAAACAAUCAAACCAUGUUGAAAUGUCCGGGUAGUACGAAUCACAGCCUCCGCGUAAAUUAUACUCUUACCUGCAAUGACUCCAAACACUCCAUUAUCUUUUACAACGGCUCAAAUCAUCAUCAUCAUGGAUCAUCAGCAGUUCCUUCUGAUUGUUCACUUAUCCCAUUCAAAGUGAACAAGACUCAAACUGGUCUUGACUUCUCGAAUUUCUAUACCGGUUGGUUCCAACUUCAAGUGAAUGUAACCAGAGAAUGCAGUGAUUGUCAUUUUCGUAGAAGAGGUGAAUGCCAAACUGACCACCACGGAAAAUUUCAUUGUCGAAUUGCUAGAACAGCCUCAGUUCCCUCGUCACCUGGGUUUGCAGGAAAUCAGAAAGCUAACUUAGAAUGUCACAACAAGCUAUGCAAAAAUAUUGAAUCUAGGCGUAGGAAUUGGUAA